This is a messenger RNA of Strongylocentrotus purpuratus (purple sea urchin), 3878 nucleotides long. RefSeq names its product histone-lysine N-methyltransferase PRDM9. Gene Ontology annotation, biological process: regulation of transcription by RNA polymerase II. The record is from RefSeq and is a predicted model, not a curated record. Gene Ontology annotation, cellular component: chromosome. Bases 106 to 2826 code for a protein of 906 amino acids. The transcript is spliced from 5 exons. Lineage: Eukaryota; Metazoa; Echinodermata; Echinoidea; Camarodonta; Strongylocentrotidae. Gene Ontology annotation, molecular function: chromatin insulator sequence binding; iron ion binding; protein binding.
AAUUACUCAAGGAGUUAUUAAGUAGCUGCCUUCAGGUAUCAGACCGAUUUAGAAAAACAAUCCAGUAAUAUCCUAUACAUGUGAUGUCAUAGAGGGUGCUGUACCAUGGAUCCGAGUUACCGCCAGGGUUUCUAUCCAUCUAGCGAGAGAGACCAGGAGCAGCUGCGUCACCACCACCAUACUCAUCCUCAGCUACAGCAGCAACAUGCACAACACUUACAACACUACCAGCUCCCCUACCACAUCUCACCGCAACAACCUCCGUAUGUGGUUGAUCAGGUAGAGCCGCUCAGAAACAGAGAGGACUUUGGAAAUGGUCAGGUUAUGCUUCGUUCCAUUUAUACUGGUACAGGAUCAGGACUUCCAAAUUCCAACACAACUCUUCAACCAUCUGGCGAGCAGCCUCUCAAUUACUCUCGUGGUCUUCAACAUGUUACUAUCCUACAGCCUACCACUCAAUCAUCAAGCUUCCCACCAUCAUCUUCUACCACUCCUACCACCAGUCAGGCUGUUAUCUUCCCCCCUCCACCAGUAAUUACCACCGGUGACCACACCCCUGGAAUUACCCCUCUAGAUCCUGACAUCAUCAGCAAGGAACCGUCCACCGCUUCCUCAUCGCAUCUCACUACCUCUUCCCUUCCUGACUCUCUCACUCCUACAAACAUCCAUCUUCAAUCAAACCCAGUCACGACUCAUACCUCUACCUCCCCAUCCACCAUCUCCACGAUCCGUCAGACCGUCCUUUCCCAUCCCGUCAUCAUUCAACCUAUCACAGCCGCGCAAUCAAGAACGUCAAACGUCCUGACACCCUCGUCCGCUUUACAGAAGAACAUUUUUGUGCUACCAGGUAUCUUGAACUUGAGAGGACGUAAAGCCAAAGAGAAGUCGUCGAAGGAGGAGGAGAGGCCAGGAGCGGAUUUACCCGAUUUCCUGAGCUUUAAGUUUGCUCCGGAUGAUGAUGAGAACAUCAGGGGUGUGGUUGCCAGUGGACCGGUAGAGAAGGGGAUGAUGAUCGGACCCUAUGAGGGCAAUCUUCUAGAUGAGGACAGCGGAGCUCAUAAAGAAUCUACAUGGGAGCUGUGUUUACGAGGGAAGGUCUUCCUGUAUAUUGAUGGCAAACGCAAGGGCCGUUCUCACAUGAUGUCCUACAUCCAGAGCGCUCGGACUGAAUGUGAACAGAACCUUGAGGCCAUUCAGUCGUUCGGUGAUGUCUACUUCAGAGCAACAAAGAUGAUUGAGCCUGGGGAGGAGUUGAAGGUCUUCUAUAGUGAGGUUUACAGUGAUCUGGUAGGAUUCAAGACAAAGUGGGAUGACCUCAUCUUUAAUGAAGAGGAUGACGAGUUUGAAUGCAAACAAUGUAGCACCAGGCUUCCGUCCGCUAAGAGGAUGAUGAGACACGUCAAGUUUGAGCAUGAGACCGAUACAUCCAAAGAACUAUGUCCCAUCGUCACCUGGAAGGUGAAAACCAAGAAUGAAGUCGAGAGUAAUCAACCUGGCUCUGAGAAACUGACAGAGACAGAAGACGCAGUUGAGCUGGUUAAGCACUAUGUCUGUACCGUGUGCGGGAAGAACUUCCCUUCGGAAGGAAGGCUCGAAGCUCACGCCAUGUUCCAUGAAUUCACAGAAGAGCACACAUGUCCAGUGUGCGGGGAAAGGCAGAGGAAUACUUUCAUGCUGACGAAACACAUGGCGAGACACAUCAGCAGGACUCAUAAGUGCACCAAGUGCGACAAGGCCUACAAGACCAGAGGUGCGCUGUACAGACAUGAGCGUGAUAUGCAUGGUAUACCGGUGGUUAGGAAUCACUCCUGUAGGAUAUGCUCCACACGAUUUGCCAAGAAGCUAGAGUGCUUGAAGCACGAGAUGACACACAAAGAGUUCAAGGACGUCGUAGACACACCUAAAAAGAGAGACCGCAAGAUGAAACUAGAAAUUGGAAAAAGAACGAAGAAACAGACAGAGAAUAUUGAUGAAAAUAUUAAAAAUGUUAUUGGAAGUUUAAAUACUAUUAUUGAAAAAAGAACGUCUGUACCUGAAGAAGAGGAAAUUCCAAACGUAGGCAAUAAAACAAGAAUGCAAAGUGGAAGAUUAUCGAUGCAGUCUCGAAACAGGAAAGCCAAAAAUAAACCUCAGGAGCCCCAAGACAUGUUGGGUAAAGCGGCCGACUAUUACAUCAAGCCAAGACCUUUCAAAUGUCGCUACUGCACCAAGAGGUAUGUUGAUAAGACCAAAGCGUAUGAGCAUGAGAAGGAAGUCCAUGAAGGUAAAGGAACUUAUAAAUGCACAGAUUGCGGAAGGAUGUUCAUGAACGAAGCUCGUUUCCUGGAUCACGUCAAGAACCACGAGCAGCAUCGGUUGUACCGAUGUAACCUCUGUGCUCGAUCCUUUGCCUCUGAGACCGCUCUGAACAACCAUCAAGGAGAACACAACGGUCUGAAGCCUUUCAAGUGUGACCUCUGCGGACGUGGCUUCCGGGUCAAGAACGCCGUCUACCAGCACAAGAGACGGAUGCACCAGACGCGCCCCUUGCGCUUCUUCUGUCCUGUCUGCAACAAAGGGUUCUCAGAUAAAGGGGGCUUGACCAAGCAUGAGAGACGCCACAAGGGCAUCCGACCCUUCGUGUGCUUGCAGUGUGGGAAAGGGUUCACCGUGAAGCAUAGUUUACAGGUUCACAUGCAGAGUAUGCAUGAGGAGAAGAGACCGUUCACAUGCCACAUCUGCUUGAAGACAUUCACCUUGAAUCAUAGCUUUACAUCUCACAUGUUCAGACACAAGGUACAGGGUGAGGAGCCUCCAGGACAGACUGACAUUCACCUUGAAUCAUAGCUUUACAUCUCACAUGUUCAGACACAAGGUACAGGGUGAGGAGCCUCCUGGACAGACUGACAUUCACCUUGAAUCAUAGCUUUACAUCUCACAUGUUCAGAUACAAGGUACAGGGUGAGGAGCCUCCUGGACAGACUGACAUUCACCUUGAAUCAUAGCUUUACAUCUCACAUGUUCAGAUACAAGGUACAGGGUGAGGAGCCUCCAGGACAGACUGACAUUCACCUUGAAUCAUAGCUUUACAUCUCACAUGUUCAGAUACAAGGUACAGGGUGAGGAGCCUCCAGGACAGACUGACAUUCACCUUGAAUCAUAGCUUUACAUCUCACAUGUUCAGAUACAAGGUACAGGGUGAGGAGCCUCCAGGACAGACUGACAUUCACCUUGAAUCAUAGCUUCACAUCUCACAUGUUCAGACACAAGAUUCAGGGUGAGGAGCCUCCGGGACAGACUGAACAACAACAACAAACAUUUAAGUACACUGACAGCUCAACUAAUAUUAAUAAUAAUAUUCGAUAUUUAUAUAGAGCACAUAUCCAAUUUAUCCACCCUGCAAGGUGCUCAAAGUGCUCCAAUAUUACCCCGGCUCUGCUAGGCUACCACUUUUGGUGCUCACAGUAGUAAGGAAUCCCUACUACCGGUCCCCAUUUACUUCACCUGGGUGGAGUGUGGCAAAUGUAGAUCAAUGUCAUACAUUAAGAAGUACUUAUGAUUUAUUGAGAUGUAUGUUAAUAUCCAUUAGGUUUAGGUACUACAUGUACCAUGACUGGGCUCACCCACGAUGUAGGCUCCUCGAUCUAUAGUUCAAUGAUGCAAGCUUAUCUACUCUUUGUCACAUACUGUAGGGUACUCUGUACAUGCGUUGAGCUACAGGUGUCACAGUCUCGUCAACAUGUAGUUCUAGAUUGUAGUCGGUCACUUUACUUCUGGGUACCAGUCAUGUACACCAUCUACAAAAUUGACUUCUAUUUUUAUUUUAGACACGCCUAGCUUGAUAACUGUCUACAUGUCUGCCUAGUAAUGCUGACCAUUUUCCUUUUAUGACGUAGAAC